Molecule: messenger RNA, 327 nt
Organism: Elephantulus edwardii (Cape elephant shrew)
Lineage: Eukaryota; Metazoa; Chordata; Mammalia; Macroscelidea; Macroscelididae
Product: zinc finger protein 649-like
Exons: 1
Coding region: 1-327 (108 amino acids)
Biological process (GO): regulation of DNA-templated transcription
Source: RefSeq, a predicted model, not a curated record
AUGACAUUCAGUGAUGUGGCUGUGGAGUUCAGUUGGAAAGAAUGGAAGCUUCUGGACCCUGCUCAGAAGGCUCUGUACCAGGAUGUGAUGUUGGAGAACUACAGAAACCUGGUGUCCAUCAGGUAUCAACCUAAGAAAUCUGAUGCACUCCGCAGGUUGGAACGAGGUGAACAACUGUGGAUUAACUUCCCUGAACACCAGAGAGAAAGCUUUUCAGUCCCGAACGUUGAUGGUCACCUGUUUGGACUCUUGUCUAAUGAAAGAGUAUUACUCAGACCGGAACACAGUAACCUGAAUUCAUUGGAAAAUACUUACCAAGGACACUGA